Spodoptera frugiperda (fall armyworm) is the source of this 1051-nucleotide messenger RNA. Its product is annotated as 1-acyl-sn-glycerol-3-phosphate acyltransferase beta. Bases 80 to 901 code for a protein of 273 amino acids. The record is from RefSeq and is a predicted model, not a curated record. Gene Ontology annotation, cellular component: membrane; endoplasmic reticulum. Gene Ontology annotation, molecular function: 1-acylglycerol-3-phosphate O-acyltransferase activity. Lineage: Eukaryota; Metazoa; Arthropoda; Insecta; Lepidoptera; Noctuidae. Gene Ontology annotation, biological process: phosphatidic acid biosynthetic process. The transcript has 5 exons.
GGCAAAACAUAUUUUAAAGACGUGGCAGUGCUCGUUCGAUACAGUGCACUCUGGAUUAUCUUGCAUUUAAUGCACAAAAAUGUUAACGACAAUAUUAAUAACCCUUACAGUGAUAACCCUACUAGUUAUAUUCAGAAGUGAAUUUAAAAAAGUGCGGUUUUAUAUCAAAUUUUAUUUCUACUACGUCGCUCUUAGUUCAGUAUCCUUUGUAAUUAUACCUCUAUUGUUGAUUAAGCCGAAACAUCACACCAAUGGACCGUUUAUCUCCAGAUAUAUGAGAGAUUUUGUCGAUUUCGUAUACGGUUGGAAAUGGCAUAUACGUAACAAGGAGAUAUUGAUGGAGGACAGAGGAGCCGUCAUUAUUAGCAACCACCUGUCUGUUUUUGAUUCAUCUGGAAUCAACCAUGUGUGGGUUGUGGCAAAGAAAGUACUAUUAAUUGCGAAAAAAGAACUACUUCACACAGGUCCACUAGGCGUGGCGAUGUACCUUUGUGGUGCAAUAUUCAUUGAUAGAAAGAACCAGAAACAGGCCUAUCAAAAAUUAGAAAUUGCGAAGCAGUUCAUGAUUCAGGAAAAUUACAAAACAUGGAUAUUUCCAGAAGGCACGAGGAAUACGAAAUGGGAUGGCAAGUUGUUACCAUUCAAGAAGGGUGCGUUCAAUUUGGCUGUGACUGCUCAAGUGCCGAUCAUACCUGUUGUAUUUUCACCAUACUAUUUCUUUGACAAGGAUAAAUACAUUUUCAAUAAAGGCCACGUCAUACUGCAAUGUCUAGAGCCAGUGCCAACAGUAGGACUUACACUGGACGACGUGCCGGCCCUCAGCAACCGCUUGCACCAGAUCAUAUCUCGGACUUUCGAACAACUGUCCAAAGAAGUUCUGUUUGACUCAAGAGACAAGUGAUACGGGAAAACUUGCGAAACUUAGUUAAGACCGUGAUAAAUUAUUACUGUUGUUAAGCGCUAGAGACUAUAAUUUUUAGUUUGUAGAUUUAUUGUUAAUGUACGUACCUAAACUUUAUGAUAUACAUGAGAUAAAGACUUUUAUGACUAA